CGUCAGCUAGCCAGACAACCUAAUGGCCGCCUGGUCUGCUGAGUGAGUUUUGUAAAUAUUGAAAAUGUAUGGAGGGAUGGAAUCAGGCGGCCCUCUUUUUAUAUCAGAUCGUUAUUUUGUAUCAAGAACAUCAUAAUUUUUUUGACUAUUUAUAGAAGAUUUAUUUAUUAUUUAAGGUAAAGUAAAUAAAAUCAUGGAUGACAUCAAGGCAGGUGAAGAUGAAAUGGAUGUUGGAGACUCCGAAGAUGCAGAAGAAGAUGAAGAGGAGGAGGAAGAGCUGUCCUCUCCUCUGGGAGAUCACAGGAGUCUCAUGAUGGCUUUAGCUUCUACCAAUGCACUACCUUAUGAAGGCCUGGCGUCUCCGUUGAGGUUGACAACAAGCACAGGAAAACCUCUAAAUCUGAAGAGAGGAAGGGGCAGACCAGCGGGUAGAGCAGAACCCAAAGUUAAGAAACCUUUAGGUCUCAAGCUGAAAAGGUGGAAAACGGGUGUGUACAUGCCGUCAGACAAGUCUCCGCGGCACUCGCUAGACGGUGACGAUGGAGCUAGUGACCGCAGCCCUGCACACAGUUCUGAACCUUCUACACCUGCGUCCGCCACUCCUCACUCUGAAGACAAGCUGUUUGCUCCACCUCCACCUGAGGAGACAUCCCCCUACUUCACUGAAACGUGGCCAGGUAAAGUUUGCGUGCUAUGCAACCUGAGCGAACGCUCUCAGUUAGGCCAGGGGGAGAUGUUGAGGCUGGCCUGUCAAGAGGGAUUUGUGCCCCAGCGUCCUCUCUCUGACUCCCCUGGCUUCAUCUCGCCAUCAGCUGAGCCGGAGGAGCAAGCGGGACCUGACAAAUCUCCACGUGCACCUGCUCUGUCGUGUCGCCGCCAGAAAAACUGGGCAAAAUGCAGAAACGUGGUGCUGAGUGGGCAGGAACCUCUUGAUGAGCUGAGUAUUGUGGGUUACACAGAGGAACCAGAUUUAGUCAAUUUGUUUGAAAACGCAGUCAGUCAAUGGCAUGUUUAUAUCCACGAGAAUUGUGCCCUUUGGAGUCUUGGUGUCAGUCGCCCUACUGAUGCUGAUUUCCAGACAAUCGGACAGAUUGUUGUGUCUGCGUGUAUGCGUAAGUGCUCUUACUGCGGGCGGCUAGGAGCGAGUGUUGCAUGCACAUUCAACAACUGUCAACGUUCUCUGCACCAUCCUUGUGCAGCAGCUUCGGGUGCCUUUCAGGAUUCCAAAAGUUACAGUCUCGUUUGUAAUUUACAUUUGGACCAAGUUUCACUAAUGCCUGGGCUAGGAGAUGUAACGUGCAUGAGUUGUUUUUCUCUCGGAGAUGUAAGGAACUUGACUAUGUGCUCCAUGUGCGGAAACCAUUACCAUGGGGGUUGUGUGGGUUUGGCAUUACCACCAGGAGUGAGAGCAGGAUGGCAGUGCCAGGAUUGUCGAAUAUGUCAGAUUUGUCGACAGCCAGAAGACACCAAGGUGAUGCUGUGUGAGACGUGUGAUAAGGCAUAUCAUCCCCACUGUUUGAGACCUAUAGUAGCGACCAUACCUAAGUACGGCUGGAAGUGCAAGUGUUGUCGCGUGUGCAGUGACUGUGGCUCGCGUACGCCUGGUGCAGGGCAGAGCUCGCGAUGGCAUGCCCACUACACUGUAUGUGAUUCGUGUUACCAACAACGCAACAAAGGGUUCAGUUGUCCCCUUUGUAGGCGGGCCUACCGAGCAGCUGCUUACAGGGAAAUGGUACAAUGCAACAAAUGCAAGAAGUUUGUGCAUGGCACCUGUGAUCCUGAUGCAGAUUUAGUGACAUACCAACAACGUAAAGAAGCAAGUCCAGAAUAUCAGUAUAUCUGUCUCAAUUGUAAAAAUGAACCUAAGAAACGCAAGGACAGCAUUGAUGAUUUCUGUAUGGAUUCUAGUAUGAGUGCGUCCCAAGAAUCUUUAGUUCUGGAUGAAUUUGACUUUGAUUGUGAAAAGGAGGGUUAUGGAAUGGGCAAAGGAAAACCGUUCUGUGCUAGCAAAAUUGCAAAGAAGAAGCUGGGUCUUGGUUACCCAGGACCUGGUCGUCCUGGCAAAUUUGGCAAGAUGUCUGGAAUAACUUCUGCCCUUAUGAUGAAUUACCAAAAGAAGCAACAACGUUUUAAUGAAUUUGGGCGAAAAAGAAUGCCUAAAGCCAAAAUGAGAGGUAUUUUUGGAGUACCAGGUCUGGGUUUGCAGAAACCACAGGCGGAUGCUACCAAAGACAAGAACCAAGAUGAUGACACCAGUGAGAACAAACUGGUUUUGUGCUCAGCCAAAGACAAAUUCGUGCUGACUCAGGACAUGUGUGUUAUGUGUGGCGCCCUAGGGACUGACCAGGAGGGCUGCCUCAUUGCUUGCGUCCAGUGUGGACAGUGUUACCACCCGUAUUGUGCUUCUGUAAAGGUGACCAAAGUAAUACUCCAGAAGGGAUGGCGCUGUCUGGACUGCACUGUGUGUGAAGGUUGCGGCCAGAGGAAUGAUGAAGCCAGACUCCUGUUGUGUGACGACUGCGACAUCUCUUACCAUAUCUACUGUAUGAACCCACCUCUCACCUAUGUGCCUAGGGAAACUUGGAAAUGCAAAUGGUGUGCUCAGUGCCUAACUUGUGGAGCCAGCGAACCAGGAGUUAAUUGUUCUUGGCUCAAGAACUACACAGAGUGUGGACCAUGUGGCUCAAGAAACAACUGUCCUUCUUGUAACCAAGCAUAUGUAGAUGGAGAAUUAAUUAUAAAGUGUAUUCAAUGUGAAAGGUGGAUCCAUUGUAUGUGCGACAACAUUCAGACUGAGGAAGAGGCUGAGAUGUGUGCAGAGGAUGGUUACCGUUGUAUGAUGUGUCGUCCAAAAGAUGUUAAACUGCCACACUUACUGGCUGGUCCACUGAAUAGAUCUUCAUCCACUCCUACUAGAUCUAAUAGCCCUGAGUUCACAAAGAGCAAUGAAGGUGACUUUUACAUGAUGGAUGGAGUGAGACUAUCUGAGAAUGGUAUGUACCAGAUCCGAUCUCUCACUAUGGAGCAGCAGAUCCAGCCGCGGAAACGAAAGCCUAAUGCCAAGCGUCAUGGUAGCUCUGCAGACAUCUUGGCCACCAUAGAGUCUGUCAUCGCCGGCGGCAACUCAGGCUAUACAGCAGACGAUUGCAAUGAUCCAGACGAAGACACAGUGGAGGAGAAGGUUUACCGAGAGGGGAUGCCAGUGUUCCCCAGAGCUGAUGGAAGGCCUCCUGAGCCUCCUGAGGGCUUCACUAUCUAUACCACCGAAUCUGGGGCCAUGGUAUUGCGUAGAAAAAGAGUUCGUAACCUUCAGAAGCUAGGUAUCGGAGGGUUUAAUGCAAGACUACGCCAGACAAGAUGCAAGGACCGUGAGGAAAUUUGUGAUGGAGAGACCAUGACAGAGCCUCCAACCAUGAUGAUGGAGGACAAACCCAGGAGAAAGCCUCAGAGACGGAAACCAAAAAACAAGCUGGCCGAAAACUACCCUUCUUACCUCCAAGAAGCAUUCUUUGGUCGAGACUUGUUGGAUACCAGCAAAACUACUGGACAAGAUCUCAAUAGCAGUAGUGACGAGGCAGAAGAUAAGGUCUCCACUGAUAAAACAAUUACACUGUCACAAGAUGAACUCAAGGUCUUGGAUCAGAUGAAAGUAAAACAAGAAGAGCAAGAGAAGAAAACCACAGAAAAAGCUGCAUCACAUAAGGAGGAAGAUUCAGGAAGCGAUGCUGAAGCUCUAAAGGACAUCCUUCGUCUACCUGACAACUUGUUGGAUACUGAUCUCGUCAACACUAUCAUGACUGAGACAGAUGGAGACAUCAAGAGUGAAGAAAAUCUCAUGACAGAGUCAACAAUGAAUGAUGGGAGGGGCGCAGCUACCACCUCUAGCAAAGAUGAGCUCAGUGAUAUCCUGGGCCCUCAUUUCAACCUUGUCAACAUGGUACGCCAGACAGGAUUGCCCAAUAUGGAUUGCAAGGAUGUUGAAGAGAUAUUCAAAGGAGUGUUGACAGAUGAUAGCCAACCAAGCACAGAAUACACACAGCCGGCAACCAACCUCAUCCAGCCUGGCCCUCCACCUCCGACACCAUCUGUUAUCCAGAGCAGGCCUGCAAUGCCGCAUCCCAGCAUGUCUUCUCCAAUUACCUUUCCAGGAGCUUCUCCUUAUCAUUCUGAGUAUAGCAGCCCUCAGUUCAGUCCAGUAUUCCAAGAGGUUCCAGUCUGGGGAGAGGAGCAAGUGGAGUUCACACAACAGAAUCUACUCUGCAUGGAAGCAGAUGAGACAUUGGGCCCUGCCUCAACCAUUGCUGCUAUUCUGUAUGCAAAUAUUAUGCAUCCAGAGUGGAAAAAGGAAUUUCCCUCCUUUGGUGAUCGCUUCAAGCAUAUAUUAAAGGCAUGGCGAAGUUUAACCCAAGAGCAAAGGUUACCCUAUCUUCAACAAGCUAGAGAGAAUAAGACGAAUCUAAGGAUUAAGAAAACUCAGAUUGUGAAGGAAACCCCUGCGAAUUCAGCCGUCACUGCAAGCAGUUCUCCGAAAGGAACAGAGCAGGAGCAGGAGAAGCUCCAGCAAGCCAAGACAGUUCGGGAGGCAGAGCAGGAACGCCAAUGGAAGCAGCUUCAAGCGCUUAGGCAGCAGCAGGCCCAACAACAACAACAGAUGAUGACGGAUCAGAGGGUUCAAGCUACGCAAAGAGUUCGGCAGUUGACGACAGAGCAGGUGGUUAACUUACCAGCUGAGGGCCAGACUCAGCUACAGGCUCAAGUGGGUUCUCCAGUCCAGGUGACAAGAAUGGUGACACCCGGGUGUAUCCCGGGCUACCCUAGGUUCCCCCACUCUGCCCAGCGUGCCAUCAACCCAGAGAUGAGCAGGCAACUACGGGAUUUGCUCCAGAGACAACAGAUCAAGACCAAGCUGGAAACCGAGCGUCCAUGGGGUCAAGAUGAGCAAGGCAUCGUGUCACCUGUGGUGAGUGACACUCCCACUCUUCUCUCACCGGCUAGCAACCAAUCCCAGGGCUUCGAUACUGCUGCCCCGGCCACUUUCCGACAUCCUCUGCCUCCUUCACUUCGGCCCGGGGGAAGGCUCCCCUUACCACCCCAAGGAGGCAUGAUCAUUCGAACAGGGACACCCAGGAUGCCUACUGCGAUAGACCCUAGAGUCCAGGGAGUGGAUGCCAGAGUGCGCCUGUUGCUGCAGCAGAGACCAGGUUUCCAACCAACGCAGAUGAUGAGGUUAGCCACCCCAAGGAACUCCCUCGACCCUUACGAUCAUUUGGUACAACGUCCUCCAUUUCCAGAUGGCAGUGGUAUAAGACAGCCAGGAGAUGCAAGCAGAUUGGCACCCACACCUCCUUCAGACACACAAAGACUUGCUGAGGGAGGUUUCAGCAAGGCUCCAGCAGGAGAUACCAGGGAAGAGAUUCCUGAAAGUGUAACAGCAGAGCUAGAGAAGCUGGAGCAGGAAGAAGGAGGCCCAGGACUGGUGGAAGUGGAGGGAGUUAAUGCCAUCCUAGGUGACCUGGUUGAAGAUGACGAUGAAUUGCUGGCUGAGAUGGGCGCUGACUUCAACAUUUUAGAAUACGCUGAUCCAGAAUUGGACAAAGUUGGUGGAGGUGAAAAGACAAACAUAUUUGAUGUUGAAGAAUUCGAGGAGGAGGACUCGAAGAAAGAGACUGUAGCUAACACAAGAACGGAGAAAAAAGAGACGGUAGCAGAAUUGAAGCCAGGAGCUAACCAAACACAACCGGAUAAGGCAACAAGUCAACCUGUCGAACCGACUGGUGCCAAAAAUUUAACUGUAACACCACCAGAACCUCAGAUUACCACGUCAACUGCACAGCCAACCAGUUCACAACCUGCAAGUGCAGGACUGCUCGGACAGCCCCCAGGUGGUGUGGCAGGAGUCAGCUUCCCUCCCACCUUCCCAGCCACCGUGCCUCAGCAAGCCCUUCCUAGGAUGCAGCAUGUUGGCCAAGUGGUAACUCAGCAGCAAAGAUUACAGCAGUUGCAAAGGUUGGGGGCCGUAGGGGCUGUAGGAGCCCCGAGGACUCCGGGGCCCUCACCUCUCACACUGCAGGCACCACCGAGGUUGCCCCCGCCUUAUCCUGGGCCUCCACCUCCAUACCCUGGCGCUGUACAACAGGAGCAGCCGCUAUUGUUGGAAGAUCUGCUUGAGCAAGAAAAGCGGGAACAGGAAAAGCAACAGGCUGGUGCAGGAGCAGUUGUUGGUGCAGUGUCAGUGCCUGGCACUUCCGAGGCACCGGCACCACAAUCCACAUCGCUCACAGCACUCAGCGAUGCUGACUUUGAGCGCAUCAGGGCUGACCUUCUCGGUACUCCUCAGGCAGGUGUGGUGGCUUCCCCUCCGCACCCUGUACCUGGCCCAGGGAUGAUGGGGACACGACCUCCGUAUCGUCCACCUUCCCAGUCCCCUCAGUGGCAACAGGCUCCUCCCACACCGAGAACGAUCACACCUCCAGAACCUGCAGCAUUGCGGAUGCCUCUGUUCAACGUGAUGCCAUCCCCACCCCCUCCCCCUGAAGUGAUUGUGACGGAGGAUGAUCGUCGAGCCCAGCUAGCCUAUGAGAACUGGCUCAACAGUCAGAACCAUGCAGUGACCCAGCAGCUCAAGUACUGCGAGACUGAGGUGCAAAAGUUACGCAAACUACGCAAGAGCCUGAACAGCAAGCAACGUCAGCUGCGGAAGAAUGGCAAUGAGCUGGCAGAGAAUGAUGCCUUGGAGCUGCAAAGAGUAACUACGGAGCAACAAGGAUUACAGAAGCAACUGGAUUCCUUCAGGAAACAAUCACGCCAACACAGCAUUCUCAUACAGGAAUACAGGCAGAAGCAACAGGCCAAGGGUCGUAGCACAGGAACAGGUUUACACUCAUCUCCAUCGGGGUCCUCCCCACAGUCUCCUGGGGGUCUCCAAUUGAGCAGCCCAGGCCCUGGACCCCUAAACAGCAGCAUGAGUCCUUUACAACAGAGUCCUGGAAUAGCCACCCCUCACUCUCAGCAGGGUGAUGAGAACCCGUUCAGCCCAGGAACCCCAUCACCCAGGCCACCUGCCCCACCCUCAACCCCCCGCCCAGCUGUAGUGAGCAGUCCGGGAGCAGGGGCCUUCUCACCGCAAGAGCAGCCACCUGUUAGACAUGCAGUCCUGGCUGGGAUGUCUGCGAGGUUUGUGCGGUCACCAGAAGCUUCAAAUCGACCUAGGGUGAUGUUGCCCACCCAGUACCAACCCUCACCCCGCCCUGUCCCACCUUCUGAAAAACUGCGUAUGUUCACUCCUCAACAACAGCAACAACUCUUGCUGCAACGACAACAACAUAGACAGGUCUUGCUACAACAACAACAGGAGUUAAACCAGGAGGCAGGAGGAUUGACAGCUCAACAAAGACAGCUUCAGAUUGCUCAGCAGCGCCAAGCCUUGCAGCAACAACAAGAGAUAUUACAACAGCAGAUGAGUGAGCCCAACUUGAGUCCACAACAAAGACAGCAGCUGCAGCUGCAGAGUAGAGCAGUGCUGCAGCAAAUGGCUGAGUUGCCAGAUCGAACUCAGCGAGUAGUAGAGGGUACUGAUAUUGCAAGGCAACAUCAACUACAACUUCUUCAACGCCAGCAGCAGCAAUACAAUAGACAACAGAUGUUGUUAAAUCAGCAAGGAAAGACUGGUCAGAUUCAACAACAGUUUAGACAACAAAAUCCACAGCAGAGCCCAUCUAGAAGCCCCAUGGGACAAUUUGGUCAGACUUCUCCAAUGCCUCAGCAUUUUGCAGGAACUCCUACUUCACCCAUGCCUCCUCAAAGUCCUAUUCAAGGACAAUUCACGGGAAGUUCACCAAUGCAUCCACAAAGUCCAAUGAUAUCCCAGCAUCAACCUAACUCUUCUCCUAUUUUACCACAAAGUCCAAUGCAAAAUCAGACACAAUUCCAACAAAAUACAACUUCACCACACCCACAAAGUCCAAUGGUCCAACAGUACACUAAUCAAACACCAAAUUCUCCUAUACACCCUUUGAGUCCACGGGUUCAACAAAAUUUUACCAAUCAGCCACAGAGUCCUAUUACAACACCUCAGUCUCCAAUGAUACAAUCUCAAAAUUUUCAUCAAACUCCAAAUUCACCAAUGACACACCAUUUUAAUCAACCAAGCUCCCCAAGACCUCCUCAGAGCCCAAGAGUACAGUCUCAGUUUCAGCACCCAACUUCACCCAUGGGAGCUCCCCAGAGUCCGCAUAUUCAGCAAAGUCAAUUUGUUCAUAGACCCAAUUCUCCAAUAAGAAGCCCAAUGCCACCCAUGUCACCAAUGCCUAUCAGAAGACCUUCUAGCACUGGAGGGAGUUCUCAAAUAGAUGGCCAGAUGAAUUUUGAGAAUCCUUCACCUCGAAUGGGGCAUGAGCAAGAAAUAAAUCAGGGUGGAGGAGGAGGAAAUCCUCACUUGAAUCCAAUCCCUGUACCUUCAGGUUUAUUUGGCAGGUGUGGCUACAUCAAAUUAGGGUUGAGAGGUGGUUCACCAAUGUGGGGCUCUGAACGACCACCUCCUAAAAGAACUUUGGCAGGGAAAGUGAUAAAAACUGCAGAUUAUGAAGAGGAUUUAUCAAGAAAUUCUUCUUCAACCUCAAAAUCACCUCAGAAGAAAACACAAAGUUUAGAAUCUCAGGAGAGUACUUCAAAAAAUGAUGACGAAUCAACAGUUUAUGAUGACAUUGUAUUGGUUGAAAAUGAAACAAAUUUGGAGGUAGAAGAGCUGCAAUCAUCUUUACAAGGAAAUGUGAUGACUAUGCCAAUGGUUAUUGAUGGAGGCCACUUACAGGUGACAGAAAUGAAUUUAGAAUCUGAAAAUGUUGGAGGUGUUUUAGAAGAUUGCUUAGUAUCAUCAACAAAUUUAGUUGUUCUUGAUGUUGAUCGUUCAGGAUCAGGUGAAGAAACUGACUGUUUGCUAGAAAUGGUUGACAAAGAUGAAUCAGAAUCAGUACAAGAAGACCUAUUGAUAGAUUUAGCAGAGGGUGAAUCUAAAGAAGAUGAAAGUGAUGUUAUAGAGAUGAUGGAAGAGAGCAUGUCACCUCCAACAGGACGAAAACGAUUAGUAGGAAAAGUUUUGCCAGGAGAAUCAUUAAAGAAACUUCAAGAAAAAAGGGAUAGCACAACUGAUACUCCAGAUUCUCCUGAUCAAGAAGAGGGCAAUAAUGACCAUUCACCUGAUGCCUUUACCUCAGAAACUGAUAAUGAAAUUGUUUCAACAACUUUUGAUGGCAAAACAGAGUCAGUUUCAACAACUACAUUGGAUCAAAAUAAAGAGGAUUUAAAAGAAAAACAUGAAAAUGUAAAGCAAGUAUUUCCAAUGGUUCUACCUACUAGUUCACAAAUUCCUCCUUCUAGUGCACAUCAAGCUAAUAUCGGUAUUCCUGGUUUAACAAGACCUACUGUUUCAUAUCCAACUUAUCCUAGAGGUGUGCCGAGACAUGUAUUCCCAAUUAGUAAGGCCGAUGGAAGAUCUGUUAUUGCCGUUCAACAAGCAACAGUUGCUAAUUUAGUCCAAGAUGCUGUUAAUGCAGCAAAGUUAGUAGCUGAAAAGAAGCAAUACUCUCAAAGUGUUUCUAUGGGACAGAACUUAAUUCCAACAUUGUUGUCUACUCCUUCAACUAAUUCAUCUAUCGGAAUUGUCAGUACAACAGGAACAACUUUAAUUGCUCCUCCAAGAAUGUCUGUUCCUUUCUUAUCCUCUGCUAGAAUCACUACAGGAUCAACUUCUUCAAAUACUCACUUCAUGCCUAUUAUUUCGCAAACAGGGGGUUUGUUAAAGAUUGAAGUGAUAAAUCAGAAAAUGGAAACAGGUGAUAAUGAUAAAAACGCUCAAAAACAAAAUUUGUCUGUUGCUGUUUCAAAGCAAACUUCAAUGCCUGAUAUUCCAGAAGGAUUUCAAAAACACUUAAUCGAUAGUGUUGCUCAGAAUUUGUCAAGACCUGAAGAAAUCCGAUGUAAAACUGAAAUAUCCUUGGGACCUCAUCCUUCAAAGGCUCAUAGCUACAGCAAGAUUUUGAUGUCCUCAAAUGAAAUGCAGUCAGUGAAACCGUCUGAUAUUCUUGAAGUAAAACGUUCUGAAGCCAUUACUCAAGGAGUCCAAAGUUUUAGUUCUGAUUUAGUUCGACAUACAGGAGUAAUUUGUAAUAAGAGCUCUGUCAGUGGUAGUCAGCAAUCCUCAGUAAUCACUCAGGUGAGUGUAAUCAAUGAAGGAAAAUCUGGGCAAGUGGAAGAAGCACCAAGUGGUUCAAGUAUACUAGAAGCUCAGUUAACUGCUUCCAGUCGAGAAGAUAUCCAGAUUCCUAGAAACCCUGCUGUUAGUUCUCCUUCUAAAACUUUAUUUUCCUUUUUAGAUCAAAUGAGAGACACUAAUAAAGAACCACAGUGUGGAAGUCUUAACCUUUCAGAUAUGUCAGUGACAUAUGAUGAUAAUAAAGUUCAUACUGAAGGUCUCACUUUAUAUCGAUCUAGUGAAAGCAUAAUGAGUCAAAGUAGUAUUUCACAAAUUUUAAAGCAAGGUAAUUCAGAUGUUAAGUUACCAGUUUCUGUCAUGACUCAUUUAACUGAAAAACAGGAUGAGUCAAGGGUAGUAUGUCAACCCUCUAUUCGACGAAUUGGUAACUUUUAUGUUCAUUCACAAAAUAUAAAGACUGAAGAGGGAGAAUCGUCCGAUCCUAAUCAAAGAGUACACCAAAAGAUUUUUUCCACUGAUCAAAUGCAAAGACCAAAACUGGAAAGUAGUCCUGUUAUAAAGUCGGAAAUUCGAGCCACUUCCAACAUCUCAGAACUGUUUCGACAAAAGCAACCUUUUUUUGAACAAAAACCUGUGAUAAGUCAACAUCAAGAAAUUGAACCUAUAAACUAUUCCUCAAGCUCAACUAUGACAAGUACGAAAACUGUCCCAACACGUUUAGGAGAAUUGAUAAGUGGAGGAACAAAUGUGCACGCUCAUAUUGAAAGGAGGCUUUCUAUAGCUGGACAAGCUGACAUGGAAUUGACAAAAAGUCAAUUUCAAAGUCAGUUACAAAUGGAAAACCUUCAACAGAAAACAAUCUCCAGUACUGACCACAGUUCUUCAUUUUUAAGUGGACUACAAAGGGAUAAUAAAGAUGGGUCCUCACAAUUUAUUCCACUCUCAUCAAUUUUGACUCCAAAAGUGGAACCUUCUAUAACACCAAGGAUUGCAGAUGAGUCACAAAAUGUAUUAUUAAAACAAUUACUACAGAACACAGCAUGUGCUACCACCAGUGCUACAGCUUCUACUGCAGUCAAUACAGUUGCAGUACCACAACCUGAGAGGGCUCAAGGCAUUCAACCAGAGACCAUAGUGUCUCUGCCGAGCCCUGUGCAGCCACCUCCACCUCCACCACCUAUACAACCACCAACCUCCAUAAAGACUCAACAGACUUCUCCAAUGCCAGAACCGAGGCGUUUAUCAACAGAUACACCAAGUUCUACAUUGGAUGAGCUGCUCUCCCCGUCAAGCCCUGUCAUCAAGCGUGAACCAUUACUCACACCUGCCCAGAUAAAAAGAGAGCCUAGUCUCCCUCAAUCUAACCCUCAGCUGCCUCAGCCCAUGGCCUCUCCUCUACCCAAGAGCUCCCCUGUCAUGGUAGAGGUCAAGAAAGAAGUGGUAUCCUCCGAUGAGAUGAUCUCUCCUGGAAUAAGAUCUAUGGAUCCCAUGGAAUCUGUCUCCAUGGACCACUCAUCAAAUAUGCCUGUUGAUCCUCAAGAUUUGAAGAAAUUAAAGCGCCGUCAGUAUCUACAGAAACGGCGCCAAAGUCAGGGUAAAGAUGGAUUAACUCCAAAAAAGCGACCAAGAAAGAGUUCAAAGGUGGAGGAAGAUUAUGACUCAUUCAUAGAUACACUGAUGGCCCAACUAAGGCAGACCCCAGCGAUGGCCGUGUUAGAGCCUUCUCUGGGUGGCAACUACACCGUUUGUCCUAUAUUUGGUGCUGGAGACCUCAGCAAAGUGCACCUCAAUUCACGUACGGGAGAGCUGAAAGGCAGCUAUGGCAAUGCUACCAUGUCCGAAAGUGAUUACUACAACACAGUGCCUUAUGGUGAACUGUUGCCACUGCCCCCUCAGGCCACCCCCUCUACUCAGCGGGGUUUCUAUAAUGAGGAAUUUUCACCCCUGCGCCUUGACACAUGCAAAGAUGAUUUUGAUGAUCGCAAGCACGAGUUAAACCGAGAGCGAGAGACUGACACCCCAGACACCAUUGUGAGCUCUUCCUCUCCAGAGUUGGUUAUACCUGAGCCUUUUAUAAGAUACCCAGGUUUGAGGCUGAUAGAAGAAGAAGACUCGGAAGAUGAAGAACGAAUGUUCCGAAAGUCUCCUGUAAUUCCAAUUGUAAUUCCAACUGCCAUCAAGCCUAAAGAUAAACUCUCUGGUGAAAUGGACAAGGAGAAUGCAUUCCGUGACAAUUCACAAAUAAAGACCCGUCUUUCGCCUUCCAUUCCUUUGAAGGAUUCAGCGAAUGUAACAGUGACCUUAACUUUAACAUCUGCUGCUGCUGAUGAUGUCUUGGGUGUUCUUCGGAAUUUGGCAAAUGUUCUUCGAAUACCAGCUCCCACAGCCUACCAUAUCACGGAACGGACUGUCACACCUCCCAGCCAUAAGCUGGGACUGUACCGCCCCAAAGGGAAAGAUGGAAAGGAGGGUGCUCCUGUUGACAUUCAGAGUAUUUUGAAUGGUGAGGCCAAGUUUUGUCGCCACUGUGAUGUUAUAAUUCUCAACAAUUUAAUACGCAAGAAGGCCUCUGAGAUGCCUUUCCUCACCAGAGAAGAGAGCACUGAAGACCACUACUUCUGCAGCACUGAUUGCUUCAUGCAGCUGGCCCUAACCCACCACUCACCUGCAAUAUCUCAGGAUAAGGCCGCAGCUGUAGUAGACCAUCUCUCACAGUCAGACCCAAGCCCUGUGAAGAAGUCCAGAUUGUCUGUGGAUGCUGAUGUUAAGAAAAAGGUGAAGCUAGAGAUCAAGGAGGAACCAGCCGCUAAAAUGGAAGUGAAUCUACAGAUAGUGAAAAAGGAGGAGCCCUCUGUAAUAGUGAAAGAGAAGCCCAAACUGAAAGGAAUCAAGUACAGAGUUUGGACCUCUAAUACAGUUCCUCCUCCGAUGGCAAAGCACAAACGUCCAACAGACAAGGAAAUGACUGAGACCCUCUUCCGAAUGGGGAUUACUGUCAUGCCAGCAAAAUUGCCUGACGACACAAGGGUGUGCCUGUUCUGUCAUCAGGUUGGGGAUGGUGUAGCCGAUGGACCGGCUCGCCUACUAAACUAUGACGUGGACAAAUGGGUGCAUCUCAACUGUGCGCUAUGGUCAGACGAGGUGUAUGAGACCGUGAACGGAGCCCUGAUGAAUGUGGAGACUGUGUUACAACAGUCACUAACUGCCAACUGCUGCCUGUGCAACCGUGCCGGCGCCACACUCAAGUGCUACAAGUUACGCUGCAGUGUCAUGUACCACCUCCCCUGUGCCGUCAAGGAUCAAUGUGUAUUCUACAAGAACAAGACAUUGUACUGCAACCUACAUGUGCCGAAGAACGAUAAAGACAAUGAACUUACAACAUUGGCGGUGUUCAGACGAGUAUACAUUAAUCGAGAUGAGAACAGACAGGUGGCAAGUGUGAUGCAUCACACAGAGCACAAUAAUGUGAUGCGAGUCGGUUCCAUGAUCCUGCUGAACAUCGGUCAGCUGCUACCACACCAGCUAGCAGCCUUCCACACACAGAACUAUAUCUACCCCAUUGGAUACAAGAUUGUUCGCUUCUACUGGAGUAUGCGUGUCAGCAACAAGCGAUGCCGGUACAUCUGCUCCAUACAUGAGGCCAAUGGCAGACCGGAGUUUAGAGUUCUUAUUCAGGAGCCUCAGCAGGAAGACAUAGAACUGCGCGACAUCUCAGCGCGCUCAGUAUGGGUGCGUGUGCUAGAACCAUUGGCUGCGCUGCGCAAGGCUAGUAACAGUGUCCAAGUUUUCCCACGGUUCGUGUCUGGUGAAGAUUUAUUUGGUCUUACUGAACCAGCUAUUGUUCGAGUCCUAGAAAGUUUACCAGGAGUGGAGACUUUGACAGACUACCGGUUCAAAUACGGGCGUAACCCUCUUCUAGAGCUGCCUCUAGCAAUAAACCCGAGUGGUUGUGCGCGAUGUGAACCUAAACCACGUGGCCAGGAGAAGUGGAAGCGUGCACACACACAGCGUACGACCAGUGCACAUCAGCGCACUAACUGUGUGGCUGUCAGUAGUGCACUAGGAGAAGCGUUCAGCCCUUAUAGCAAACAGUUUGUUCACAGCAAGUCCUCCCAAUACAAGAAGAUGAAGCAAGAAUGGAGAAACAACGUUUAUUUGGCAAGGUCCAAGAUUCAAGGCCUUGGCUUGUAUGCAGCCAGAGACUUGGAUAAACAUACAAUGGUAAUCGAGUACAUCGGAGAGUUGAUACGGACAGAGCUGGCUGAGAGCAGAGAAAAGCAAUAUGAAGCUAAGAAUCGUGGUAUAUAUAUGUUCCGGCUGGACGAGGAGAGGGUGGUGGAUGCUACAUUAAGUGGUGGCUUGGCACGGUACAUCAAUCACUCCUGCAACCCUAACUGCGUGGCUGAGAUCGUAGAGGUAGAACGUGAUGUACGGAUCAUUAUUUUCGCGAAACGACGCAUCAAUCGUGGAGAAGAGCUUGCUUAUGACUACAAGUUUGACAUUGAAGAUGACCAACACAAAAUUCCAUGCAUGUGUGGAGCUCCGAAUUGCAGAAAAUGGAUGAACUAAAAUAGGACAGUCGUGUUCUACAAGUUUGCCUAGUAGAAAUCGUUAUCGUAAAUGAAGUAUUUUUUCUACAACAGAUCAAGAAAUAUUAAUUGUAAAGAACAUUUGCUACGAUUUUUAUUUGUAUAUACUAGAUCACUUGUUAUUUUUUAGAUUUAUUUUUGUUUUACUCAUUAUAUGAUAUAUUACGAUCA
Molecule: messenger RNA, 14970 nt
Organism: Homalodisca vitripennis (glassy-winged sharpshooter)
Lineage: Eukaryota; Metazoa; Arthropoda; Insecta; Hemiptera; Cicadellidae
Product: histone-lysine N-methyltransferase 2C-like
Exons: 69
Coding region: 194-14779 (4861 amino acids)
Biological process (GO): positive regulation of transcription by RNA polymerase II
Cellular component (GO): MLL3/4 complex; nucleus
Molecular function (GO): histone H3K4 methyltransferase activity; transcription coactivator activity; histone binding
Source: RefSeq, a predicted model, not a curated record